UCUGCUCUCAUCGGUGGCUUGUGAGGGUGGCAUGGUUUGGAGCACACAGUGAGCCAGUUUUAAACUGGGUGUUCCAGAGCCUUCCCUGGGGUGAGAAGAAACAUGGGGACCAGUCCAGACAUGACAGGAAGAAAUGAAGACCUCUGUCUAGGGAAGGACACAUAGAAACAGGGCUCAGGGGUGAGCAUCAGAGUUGAAGAAACUUGGUCCUGCCACUGCCAGGCUGUGUGUCCGUGAGUGAGUGGCUUUGCUCCCUUUUUGGGCCUCCUUGCUUCCCCAUAAGAUAAUGUCAUCUUGAUGGUAAUGUGAUGUCAGUAGAGACUACUUAUGCAAACAUGGAUGUGCCCUUGGAAGUUCCCCAAGUCCCAUUUCUGAUAGGGCUUGGGGAACACAGGCCUCCCUGUUAUUAGCAAACUUUCAGCCCUGCCCACUGCCACCCCCAGCAGACAUAACUUAAAGCCAGCCCCAGCCCCAGCUCCAGCUCCAGCUCCAGCCUCAGCCUCAGCCCCAGCCCCGGCCCCAGCUCCAGCCUCAGCCUCAGCCUCAGCCACACGACAGCAUGAGGCCAGACAGCAUCUUGGUCCUCGCAGCUCUCCUCCUUUCCUCCGCUCUGGUAGCUGGAGAUGAAGUCAACGGUGACAAAGAAGGAGUUUGCCCAAUGGACGCUGGACGCUGCAUCAGGAGACAUCCACCCCAGUGUCAGAGAGACGGGCACUGUGCAGGCCAGGAGAAGUGCUGUUACCGGCACUGUGGCUACAAAUGUGUGCAGCCUGUGGAGCCAGAAGAGUUCUCUGGAGACCUAAGGGUGUGAAACCUCCUGAGCCCUGAGGGUGUGAAGCCUCCUAAAGAAAGGACCUCAGAGAACUGCCUUGCCCUUCCACCAUAUAAGGACACAGCAAGAAGUACGAAGACCAGAAACCAGGCCUUUCCAGACCCUGAAUCUCCUGGCUCCCUGACCUUGGCUUCCCAGCCUCCAGAACUCUGAAAAAUAAAUGCCAUUUAUAAGCCA
This is a messenger RNA of Peromyscus leucopus (white-footed mouse), 1009 nucleotides long. It is a transcript of the gene Wfdc12, whose product is annotated as WAP four-disulfide core domain 12. Gene Ontology annotation, molecular function: peptidase inhibitor activity. Gene Ontology annotation, cellular component: extracellular region. The coding region runs from base 560 to 811 and encodes 83 amino acids. The transcript has 3 exons. The record is from RefSeq and is a predicted model, not a curated record. Lineage: Eukaryota; Metazoa; Chordata; Mammalia; Rodentia; Cricetidae.